Heterobilharzia americana is the source of this 228-nucleotide messenger RNA. Lineage: Eukaryota; Metazoa; Platyhelminthes; Trematoda; Strigeidida; Schistosomatidae. The record is from the annotation of a GenBank genome assembly.
AUGUCUUUCGCAUUUUCAUUUGAUUGUGAAGAAGAUGUUUAUCAGUUCGCCUAUUGCUACCCAUAUACCUACAGCAGAUUACAAACAUACUUGGGUACAAUAGAAAGUAAAAACUAUUCCCACUUCAAGAGAGAACUUUUGGGCCUUACAGUACAACAAAGGCGUUUAGAUCUCUUAACGAUUACUCACCCCAAUAAUUUCAAUGCAUCAACCACGAAAAACGUAUAA